This is a messenger RNA of Amblyraja radiata (thorny skate), 812 nucleotides long. RefSeq names its product lysozyme C, milk isozyme-like. The coding region runs from base 85 to 537 and encodes 150 amino acids. Gene Ontology annotation, molecular function: lysozyme activity. Lineage: Eukaryota; Metazoa; Chordata; Chondrichthyes; Rajiformes; Rajidae. The transcript has 4 exons. The record is from RefSeq and is a predicted model, not a curated record.
CGUUCAAUUUGAUUGCAAGUGGAAAGUGGGCAAGAGUUAUUUCCGCAUUAGAAUCGACCGUACAGGAGAGUAAUUACCAGUGAGAUGAAGACCCUGUUCCUUCUUUGUGCUUUGUUCACCGUCGCGAGCCUUCGGACCUACACCAAAUGUGAGCUAGCCCGUGUCUUUCAAAGUUACGGGUUGGAAGGACACAACGACAAUAUCUUUGCCCUUGUUUCAGGGGUAUGCUUGGUGCAAUACGAAAGCAGCUUCAGUACCAAUGCUGAGGGACAGAACUGGAGAAAUGGCAGAGUUGUUUCCACAGAUUACGGACUGUUCCAGAUCAACAGUCGCUGGUGGUGUGACGAUGGAAAGACGGAAAAUUCACUAAAUGCUUGUGAACAACACUGCACACAGUUUGUCGACAAUAACAUUGCAGAUGAUAUCACAUGUGCAAAGAGGGUGGUAAAGGAUCCACAAGGAAUGAAUGCCUGGUACGGCUGGAAUAAACAUUGCAAGGAAAAUGUUGACAAUUAUCUGCAGGAGUGCAACCUCUAGACAACAACUGGCCUGUGGGGUUGUGACCACUUUCUGGAAACAACUCCUGACUAACACUAGUUACUCCGCAUUUCUGAAAUCUCAACAAAUAAGCAACAAAUUAAUUGAUUUCCCAGAGAUGUUUAUUGGUGUUGUUGUGUCAUCAUUUUCUCUGCAUUUGCCUGGUGUGGGUUAGAGUUUAGUUUCUUGUCACGUGUGCCAAGGUACAGUGAAAAGCUUUUUGUUGUGUGCUAACUAGUCAGCGGAUAGACAACACACGAUUACAAUCGAGCCGU